Osmerus eperlanus (European smelt) is the source of this 1862-nucleotide messenger RNA. It is a transcript of the gene mmadhca, whose product is annotated as metabolism of cobalamin associated Da. The record is from RefSeq and is a predicted model, not a curated record. NCBI's taxonomy places the organism in Eukaryota, Metazoa, Chordata, Actinopteri, Osmeriformes, Osmeridae. The transcript is spliced from 8 exons. Gene Ontology annotation, biological process: cobalamin metabolic process. Gene Ontology annotation, cellular component: mitochondrion. Bases 126 to 1022 code for a protein of 298 amino acids.
GGUUUGUCCCUCGUUGGUUAUAGUCAUGUUGAGAACGCGCUUAUGGGUGACGGGUGUGUGGUGUGUACGUGCAAGUGGAGAGCUGUUAGGUCUUCAACGGAUUAAAGUGCUAAGGAGGGAUCAGGAUGACUAGUGUGAUCUGUGGGCGAGUCAGGCAGGUCCUGUCUCACACUGCUGGACGCCAGGCACUGACAACCUUCCGGGUCGGACGAAUCAGAACGUUUUCUGCUACGAGCUCUGAUGAGCCCUACGUAGCUGUAUCACACACAGACUCAGGGACUAGAACCGUGUGGCCCGAUGAAAGCAUGGGACCAUUCGGCCCUCAGGACCAACGAUUCCAGCUGCCAGGCAAUGUGGGUUUCGACUGUCACCUGGAGGGUACCGCGGACCAGCGGAGAGGCCCAGUCCACAGGACAGUCCCCGACGUCCUCACUACCCCCACCAGCUCUGAGAGGCACGAGUUUGUCCUGGCUCAGUUCGUCAGUGAGUUCCAGGUUAAAGGGGGUAACGUAUUAGCAGCGAGAGUUCGCAAGGCGGAGCAUUAUUUUGAUCAUUCAAACGUGGACUGCUCAAUACAAUCCUGUCCAGAGCUGCUAAAGAAAGACUUUGAGUCCUAUUUCCCAGCGGCCCCCGCCAGUGCUAUAACCGUGGUCACCGUGACUCACCGAGACACGCUGCGUGAAGAAACAGACCCAGACAAGCAGAUGUUGCAAAAAUUUGUCAGUGGUGCCAAGGAGAUGUGCUUCACCCUGUGGACCGCGGGGUUCUGGGCUGACUUCAUCAACCCCUCUUCCGGAGUAGCUUUUUUUGGAUCUCAGUCCAGCCACGCCGUCCUGGCAUCAGAGGAGCAGUGGGUCCACCUGGGCUUCAAUAUUGAGAACCAGGGCUCGUGCAAAGUCAUCAACCACGUCCUGAGAGGAACUCCGGUGUUUGUAGGAACAGUUUUUACUAACGCACCUACCAAUAGUCAUGUUAUGGAGAGGCUGCAAGGUCACACUCAUGGACUGGGAACUGGAAACUAGCUUCUUUUUAAUUGCAAAUCCCAAUAUGAGAGUACAAAGACUGUCCUUGUGCACCUAGGAUGAGUCUGGAACAGAAACCCACCUACCUGUUGCAUUGACACACGCACAGUAAGUGUCUUUUAGGGUGCCCAAAGGUUGUCUGUAUAUGAAACUAUAUACAACUAAGGCAUCAAGAAAUGUGUCACUCAACUAUGUACUAAGUAGCAGGUAAGGUGGGGUACUAUGAUGACUCAUGUGAUGUCAUUAACACUUGAUUCAUGAAGUUUCCUUUGGCAGCUAUGGUUAACAAAUGAGAAUAAUCCAUUGAACUACAUUUGAUAAACACCAGGCUACUUUCAGUAAGAGCCAACACUUGUAUGUGAGUUCAUCGUGAUCAUGGAUUUUUCACAUUUUACUAACACUAUGUCAACAGAAAUAUGACCUGUUGCUGUGAUGCAUGUUUUCAACAGCAUUGUCUGCUUGUGUCAGAAUGGAGGAAAAUAGUGUCAGUGUUUGGAAUGACAUGAGGACCUGUUCACAGUUGAUAUGCAGAGCUGUGGUAGUUCUCAGGAUUCUUUUACUCUAUAAACCUGGCACAGACUACAAGAAAUGCAUUGUCGCACACAGUAAUAUACACAACUUGAAUUUGUAUACAGCUUUGGAUAAUCCUGUAAUCCUGAAAAGCUUUUCACUGGAGUAAUUAAAUGAAAUUACAAAAGAUAUGAGAACCUGUUUGUGAGGCUAAUAUUAAAACAACAAUAUGGGUAAUCCAGAUUGAGAUUUUAAGAUGAAAUUUGAGGCUAAAAUGUUCUUGCAAGUGUCAGACCUCAAGGAUUAAUCCUUUUUUUAAAAAAGAGAAUA